AGGGCAGCACAAUCAGCGGCGUGUGUCCGGUGCAGAUAACCGAGAGCGUUUAUCAACUCGCAUGUCAUUCGUUUGCAAGACUCCGACAAAGUAACUCGUGGACGGCUCGCGCGAUUUCUUCGUGGCCAGCGGAGCAAAGUGCGAGCACCUAUUCGACCUGGACCAGAGUCAUUCGUGACACGAAUUUCGGCGCCAUGGCCAACAAAGAUGGGAAGACGAAGCCGCAGUUCCCUUUCAAGCCGCCCGGACAGACCACGAUCUGGAAGGUAGUCGAGGCCAAGGCCAAGGGCAGCGAAGGCCCGCCGAUCAAGUUCACCAUUCAAGAGCUACCCGAGGACAGAUACGAAGAGGCUGUCGAGCACAUGUGCAAAUAUUUCAUCGCCGACGAGCCGAUGUGCAACUGCUGGAAUGGGAUCGAGGACCCGGUGUACGUGCAGUUCUUCAGGAAUCUUUGGACGGAAACGCUGAAGGAAGGGUUGACGGUGGCGGCCUUCGUCGACGAUCCAAAUGGCGGCAAGCCGAUACUCGCUGGCAUGAACGUGCUCAUGCUGAGCUGCAAGGACGAGGACGUCGACAUGACAAUUGCUGGCGAGUCGAAAAAAGCUGGGCAGCUGAUGGUCGUGCUCAUGGACCUGAUGAAGAAAGCGAAUAUUUAUGAGAAGUACGGCGUGGAUAGAUACAUGGGUGCCAUCGGCCUGUCGGUGCAUCCGUCGUAUAGGGGCGCUGCUCUGGGCAAGCAUAUUCUCGACGUCAGGAACGACAUCGGCCGCGAGUACAACAUGACGGUGUCAGCGACAGCGUUCACCUCGCCGAUCUCCCAGAAGCUGGCGGCGCGAUGUGGCUUCGAAGACGUCUACAGCAAGGAUUACGACGACAUGCACAACGAAGAGGGGAACAAGCUGUUCCCGGGGAUCAAGGCCAAGGAGCUGAAGGUCAUGGCGAAGAGGCUCGAUUAGGAUCCUCUGUUCGAAUCCUUUUCGGAAGUUUCCCCGCCACCUCCGACAUCUGUGCACGAAAGAUCCAUGGAGAACUUCGAGUCGAUCCUCUAACGAACGUCUUCCAGUUCGCAAUUCCUGUUGGUCUUCGCUGUUUAGUGUUGGCAGACGUAAUUUCGUAUCGGUGAUCCUGUUCCUCUCUGAGUUGGGCUGGGGACUGGUUUCCUCUCUGAAAUCGGCGAAGCGGUGAUAGUGAAAUUGUUAUACAAGGUAUUCCGUAAUUAUGUUAGCAACCGGAAUGAGGUGAUUCCUGAGGUCAUUUGGAGUAAUUUUUUCCUUAGCGAAAAUUCAAUCCGCUGCUUCGUUUACCAGUUAUUAACGAAAAACAGUGGCCAAUGAGAUGCGAGCUCGACUGGCGCCUCGCCCACGCGACCUCUGCCGCCACGUCAGACGGCCGGCGCGACGCGGCAUUGGCCGCGGGGCGGGGAGCCGGCCGCACUCGCUCGCCGAUUGGUCACCGUUUUUCGUUAAUAACUCGUAAACGAAGCGACUGAUCGCAUUUCCGCUCAGGAAAAAGUUUCUUUAAAUCACCUCAGGAAUCAUUCCUGAGUGUUAAUAUAAUUAUGAGCCAUUCUGUAGAAAAACACGAUGUAGUAAUUUUUCUCACGUUGUUCCUCAGUUUGUAACAGAAAAUGGGUAAUUCGGGAAGAAGAGAUACGAUUAUUCGAGCCUCGUGGCUCGUUUUUAUAGUGCGCCGAUUGUCAAUAACUAUAAUAAUAAUAUAAUAAUCCAUUCAAUAUAAUUUCAAAUAAUAUAAUAAUCAAUUAAAUAAUUUCAUAUAAUAUAAUAAUAAAGUCGAUAACUGUGAAGACAAGCCCCGAGACUCGAACAAUCGUAUUUCCUCUCCCAAGUUGUCCAUUUUUGUUUCCACGCUGAGGGAGAAUGUGAGUGAGAUUACUGCACUUCUGUUAAUAAAUUUGCCAAGAGACUAUAUUGAAAUACUUUGGGCAGGUACUCCAUCCUAAUGAAUGUUUUCUCUUUUCCUCGUUACCUGUGCACGACCCAAAAAGAACACGAAUUUUUGUGUUCGAGAAGACUCGGUCCGACAGUCUGUGUAUUGUUCAUUAUAUUAAAAUUUCAACGACAAUAAUUAUAUCGAAAGACAUUUUCGUCUCAGUUUGAUAUGAUUUAAAGAGUUGCAAUAUCAGAUGAUGGACUGUGUCUUCGAAACACUAGACAAUUCUUUGUAAAUAUGAAUAAAGCGUGUUUUAAGUUUAA
Molecule: messenger RNA, 2213 nt
Organism: Megalopta genalis
Lineage: Eukaryota; Metazoa; Arthropoda; Insecta; Hymenoptera; Halictidae
Product: arylalkylamine N-acetyltransferase-like 2
Molecular function (GO): N-acetyltransferase activity
Source: RefSeq, a predicted model, not a curated record